UGGUCCGGGUCUUAAGUGGUUUAAUACUUAUUUUUUCUUUCUUUAUUACAGGGGGAAGGAAAGAUGUCGCCAUUUUGUUAUAAACCAGAUGGCAAAUGGAGAAUUGGUCGUGUCUGGGGACUCCUGUUGUCAUGAUAGUUUGCCAACACUGAUAAGGCAUUAUCAAAACAACACUAUACAACCUUAUGGAGAGAAUCUGGCUCAGUCUUACAUUAAGUUUUCUGAAAAAAAUAUUUAUGACAACAUUGAGCCGUCAAAUGAAAGACAAGAAAGUGCUUUUUCUCAAACAAAGACAGCAACACAGAAAAAUAAUAAAGGUGGUAUUCAGUACGGACACAGAAAACAAAGUAUGCCUGCUACAGAGGACACUGCACCACCAUUACCAGAGAGAAAAUGCAGCAUCGGUAAUAAUGAUAAUGAGGACAUCUACUCUAAGCCUAGCAAAGAUGCUCAUGGUGAAGAUCUAUAUUCUAUUUCUAAAAAGGACACAGAUGUCCUCUAUUCUCUGGUCAAAGAAACACAGAUCAGUCAAAAGAAUAUGGUAAAAACGAAUGUUCCAGAUGUUCUUUAUUCUGAGGUUAAACUGGACAGCUUGCCUUCAGCUCUGGGACACUUACAAAGCUCCACACAGUCCUUAAAUCAGUUGUCCCUGGACACACGGACGCCAACACUGCUUAGCAGCUUGAAGGAUCUUUCAGAAUGUGAAGUUCUGGAGAUGAAGUUUGCAACAUCCAUUCAGACCGUUAACAGUAAAACAAUUACUGCUCCUCUCUUGCGUGGCAGAGGUGAAAAUUUAGACAGCUCAUUAUUGUAUUCUAAAAUUACAUCAGAACCUGAAAUUGAGGACACUUAUGAACAAAUACCAUUUAGAGGUUCUAGAUGUGAAAGCGAAUAUGAGGCCGUAAACCAAAUUUCCAACUAUUCUGUUUGUUCUACAAGCACCUACGAUCAUGUUUCUACUCGAACAUCUAAAGAAAUUACUUCUAGAGAAUUUAACAAGAAGGUGGCAGUUACCAGCUUUGCACAAGAUAGUGCUUAUGAAACUGUUUCACGGGAUGUUUCUAAGCUAGCAGGAAGAAAACAGAAUAUUGCAAAGACCGAGAAACCAAAAAGAUUCUUUUUUGGAGACAAAAAGAAAUGAAAUCUUAAUCUAAAGCAGCAAAUGUAUCGGAAGAAUUCCUAUUUUAUGUAAUGUAUUUAAAAUAUGCAAAGGACCUGAUUAGAACCAUACUUACUGGAACGAGGUAAAAACUGUCCUAGGUAGCAUGUACCAAAU
This is a messenger RNA of Rana temporaria (common frog), 1276 nucleotides long. RefSeq names its product SH2 domain-containing protein 7-like. NCBI's taxonomy places the organism in Eukaryota, Metazoa, Chordata, Amphibia, Anura, Ranidae. Bases 89 to 1141 code for a protein of 350 amino acids. The transcript is spliced from 4 exons. The record is from RefSeq and is a predicted model, not a curated record.